This is a messenger RNA of Linnemannia hyalina, 2424 nucleotides long. The record is from the annotation of a GenBank genome assembly. NCBI's taxonomy places the organism in Eukaryota, Fungi, Mortierellomycota, Mortierellomycetes, Mortierellales, Mortierellaceae.
AUGCCCAACUCAAAGGGCGCCAGCAACAACCCCAAUAACGGCCAAUGGUCGCAGCCCCUUCAGGAUCCCUCGGCGACUUCGCUGAAUUAUCCUCCCUACUCCUCAAGCUUCCCUAGCGCAACUUCGCAAGGCGUUGCGCGGCCAACAGUUGCCAGCCAUGGUGCGGCAACGUCGGUCAUGGCAGGGGCGCCGGCCUUUUCGUCUUCACUCCCGCCUCCACAGAGCUACAACCAACAUGACCCAUCCUCACAUUACAACCAGUACCAGCAACCCUACCAGCACUAUUCGCAGCAACCCUCCUCCUAUCCAUAUCAUUAUAGUUUCUCAUCAGGUGGACCCGCCAUGACCCCGUCCUCGUCCUCUUAUUCUUCUCCAACCCACAUCCACACCAGCCUUUCCUCGUCCCCUUCCCCUUCCUCCUCCACGAGCCAAAGUCUGGGCUCAAUGGGUGCCCUUCUCUCGCCAAAGUCCACGGACUUCGCCGGACAGGACAACCACUACCACUUUAAUGGCAGCCACAGUAACCACUACCAUCAUUCCGCCAAUCCCAUGGGCAGCGUCAAGGAAAGUCCACGAGCGACAGGCACUCGGGGAGGCAUUACCGCCGUCACUGCGAAUAUGUCCCCUCCAAGUGCCAACCUGUCCCCAGUCUCGGUGACUUCUCCCACCUCGUCAGUAACAUCGCCUACAUCCCCUUCAUCGACGUCCUCGAAAAAGAAGAGUGGCCAGGCGAGCAAGAAGGCCGGAGCUGGAGUGCCAGCUGGAGCGGACAAUGUCUCGUCCAAGUUCCCCAAGCCCACGCAGUCGUAUUCGUUCCUCAUCACGACGGCCAUCCUGGAGAGCUCCAACAGCCAAUUGACCCUGAAUGAGAUCUACGAGUGGGUCAUGCUCCACUAUCCUUGGUAUCGUACUGCCAUCAAUGGCUGGAAGAACUCCAUUCGCCACAAUUUAUCGCUGAACAAGGCUUUCAUGCGCGUCCCACGGCCUCCAAGCGAGCCAGGCAAGGGUUCUUAUUGGAAGUUGGACCCCAACUAUCAGCCCAAUGCAGAUGGCCACAGUGGAACUGGACACUCGGCAGGUGGAUUGGUGGGUGCCAGUGGAGGAACGGCUCGCCCAACUAAGACUUCCAGACGGGCAAGCGCCGCCAGAGGAGCCGGCGGCAGCAGCGGUCGGCGACCAACCAGUGACCCCAAUUCGGCGCCGGUCUCCCCAACUGGACCCAGCGCCCAGCCAGGCAUCCUCGAGAUUCCUCUGACCAACAUGCCGCUCUUUGGCAAACGCGGAGGAGGCGGUGCCGAUACAGACUCGAGUCUGUUCAAGAUUGGAGCCCACUCUACAACCGCCUCUAUGAUACCCGGAUCUUCCAACUCUUCCUCAGCCGCGGCCUCGAUGAACAGGCGACACUCACAUCUAUUGAGCCACGACCACGACUAUACCACUCCAGGUCAGCAACCCAAUUAUGGAGCUGCCCAUAUGUCUCCAUCCUUUAAUCUCGGCGGCUUGAGUUCACAGCAGCAGCAUCAGCAGCAGCAACAACAACAACAGCCGCACCAUAAUUCGUUCUUUUCGUCCGUUUCAGGAUCAGGUCAGGCAGGCGAUUUUGGGCAGUCGGCAUCGUUUUAUGCGAACGGCACAGGACAGUCGGCAGCAGGACUGAGCGAUUCGAGCAUGAUGGACGCUGACUCGGACUCGGCAUCUCUCUCGCGGUUCUCUGGUCAGGGCAUUUACCUCUCACAGGGCGCUGGAGGAGCUUCGACCCUGUCACGACCGCUUUCGAUGGGGAGUCAUGGGAUGCAAAGUAACUUUGUCUCGGCGUACGGCGGUAAUGGAGGAGGAGGAGGUGGAGGAGGAAAUAAUAGCCAUUCGGGACACCACGGUGGAGCUGGAGGCGGCGGGGGCGGCAGUGGUAGUUAUAACGGCAACUAUGGCACAGGUGCAUCGCACGCGUAUGGCGGCAUGGGUGGAGGUGCAGGCGCCGCUUUUCAUGCCGGCUCAGCCAACUAUGGGUUCCCGCCUGUAAACAGAACGAGCGGAGGAGGUGGUGGUAGCAGUGGCGGCGGCGCAGGAGGCGGAAGCGGAGGAAAUGGGUACAGAGCAUCCGUCGACGGUGGUGCCGGCAGUCGUUCAAGCACUUCGAUUGCCGGUCUUUCGUUGCAGCUGUCGCAGUCGCUUGUGUCGACCCCUGCCGGAAUGGGUAGCGGAGGAAGCGAGACGAUGUCGCCCCCACCUCCACCGCCCCAGUCGUUGGCAAGCCACCAUCAUUCUGGGUCGAACCCAGCUCCAGGAGCCUCCUCGACUUCUUCAGCGACGGCGGCCAACAGCAGUGUUGGCUCGGCCUCAAGACCGGCAUCCAGCUCGAUCACGAUACCCCAGGAAUCCCGCAACUCGAGCACUGGUGCAGGAGGCGGUGGCCAUGGUUGGUGA